AAUUUGUUGUAAUACGAUCAAUUAGAAACAAGGUACUGGAAUGAUGAAGAUGUUCUAAUGAAAGUGGGUGAAGCCAUGGGUCUGGCAGUCUCGGAAGAUGCUACUGCUUCUGCUGGGCAUCCAGUUGCAGAUGGCCGAAAGAAGCUGCAGCUCGUCGAGGAGCAUGUUAAGGCUACGAAGGCUAUUUUGAUGAGCUUACUGGAGGAGUGGCACCAGCAUGGCAAAAUGGUUGAGGCUUUGAAGGCUGACUUGAUGAGCUUACUGGAGCAGCAUCAACAUGACGAGCAGAUUGAGGCUUUGAAGGCUAGCUUCAUGAACUUACAGGAGUUGCAGCUGCUCCUCGACCAUGAUAUCUUCACUUCGUGUCAGUCGGUUGCCACUUCUGAGCAGGAGGUUGCUGCUUAUAAGCAUCUGAUUGUUGUUCUUAUGCAGAGGAUUGCUGCUAUUGAGCAGAGGAUCACCAUGGCUAAUGAUCGCACCGAGCCCACGAGGGCACGUGUUGGAGUCUGUGUUGCCGUUACUAUUGGCGUGUUUUCUCAUAUCUAUCGUUAGACCUAUCGUGGGCGGGUUGUGC
Molecule: messenger RNA, 574 nt
Organism: Helianthus annuus (common sunflower)
Lineage: Eukaryota; Viridiplantae; Streptophyta; Magnoliopsida; Asterales; Asteraceae
Exons: 2
Coding region: 58-552 (164 amino acids)
Source: RefSeq, a predicted model, not a curated record